AUGCCGUUCACAGAGGACAGCCAACUCGACCUGGCGUUCGACCCUUCGCUAAUCCCGCAAGAGAUCAAGGAUGGGUUGGCUGAUGGCUUACAUAUCCGACCCCUGGCCUCCACAGACUACCAGCGUGGGCAUCUCCAGCUUCUCACCGUCCUAACAAAAGUACCCGAUCCAGGGGAAGACGAGUGGGUGCAGCGAUUCAAGCUACAACAAUCAUCCGCCUCUGCCUCUGGGUCGGCCACAUCUCCUGCGCAGUACUACACCAUUGCCAUCAUCAGCCAAGAAACCGACAAGCUCGUCGCGGUCGGAACCGUCCUGAUGGAGUACAAGUUCAUCCGAGGGCUAGGGAAAGUCGGGCACAUUGAAGACAUUGCCGUCGAUGCAAACAUGCAGGGGAAGAGCCUGGGGAAGACGAUCAUCGCUGCGCUCACGGCCGUAUCAGAGAAAGCUGGAGCCUACAAGACAAUACUGGAUUGCAGUGGGGAUAACAAGGGAUUCUACGAGAAAUGCGGGUACAAGCUAGCAGGCGUGGAGAUGGCGAAAUACACUACGUAACAUUGCCGUCGAAGGCUACCGCUAAGUCCAAUAGCGGAACACUGACGGAAAAGAUCUCACUGCCUUGCAUCAUAAGAUAAGAAUAUCCUCGAGGGUGCGUCAUUAGCUGCAUUCUCCUGAAUAAACCAGU
This is a messenger RNA of Tilletiaria anomala UBC 951, 682 nucleotides long. RefSeq names its product acyl-CoA N-acyltransferase. The transcript is spliced from 4 exons. Gene Ontology annotation, cellular component: Golgi apparatus; endoplasmic reticulum-Golgi intermediate compartment; endoplasmic reticulum. Gene Ontology annotation, molecular function: glucosamine 6-phosphate N-acetyltransferase activity; monosaccharide binding. The coding region runs from base 1 to 552 and encodes 183 amino acids. The record is from RefSeq and is a predicted model, not a curated record. Gene Ontology annotation, biological process: UDP-N-acetylglucosamine biosynthetic process. NCBI's taxonomy places the organism in Eukaryota, Fungi, Basidiomycota, Exobasidiomycetes, Georgefischeriales, Tilletiariaceae.